AUGAACGUCAAAGUUACGCCACGGCAAAGGGGCGUGUCUUCACGGAGAAGACCUCCAGGUUCCAGAUGUAACGCCAGGAGCGUCAAUUCAGGUUUUAAAUCUCCAGUGCAGAAGCCUAGUAUGGUGAAAUCUCCAGUGUGCCCUGAGGUAGAAGUCCAGGAGCUCAAGAAAACUCUUGAUCGGCUGGAUUCAGAGAUCGCCUUGUUGGAAAAGGAAGGAUUUGUUGUACAAGAGCUGGAUCGACACAUCGACCUGCUGCACGAAUACAAUGACAUCAAAGACAUCGGACAAACUCUGCUGGGCAAAUUAGCCGGCCUGCGUGGAGUGACCACACGAGACUUGUACAGUCACUUUGGCCUCGAGUUGGACGACUGACUGAGCUUCAUGAGAGGAGAUCGAGUAACGGCAUCUUACUACUGUUAGCGUUAUAUCUUUGUAUUUAUAGCAAAUACACCAGGUUGUUUUCUUCAUGCUGUUGUUGUGGUGGAUGAGAGAAAUUGAGACAUUUCAGUGAAAUUAACAUGCUUAAAGGAAUAGUUCCUUUAGCUAACAAUGAUAAUCUGCUGAAAAUGUAC
Sinocyclocheilus grahami is the source of this 575-nucleotide messenger RNA. RefSeq names its product DNA repair protein SWI5 homolog. The coding region runs from base 1 to 375 and encodes 124 amino acids. The record is from RefSeq and is a predicted model, not a curated record. Gene Ontology annotation, cellular component: Swi5-Swi2 complex; Swi5-Sfr1 complex. The transcript has 5 exons. Gene Ontology annotation, biological process: double-strand break repair via homologous recombination. Lineage: Eukaryota; Metazoa; Chordata; Actinopteri; Cypriniformes; Cyprinidae.